Messenger RNA from Panthera uncia (snow leopard), 2310 nucleotides. It is a transcript of the gene TNFAIP2, whose product is annotated as TNF alpha induced protein 2. The transcript is spliced from 13 exons. Gene Ontology annotation, cellular component: exocyst. Lineage: Eukaryota; Metazoa; Chordata; Mammalia; Carnivora; Felidae. Bases 275 to 2293 code for a protein of 672 amino acids. The record is from RefSeq and is a predicted model, not a curated record. Gene Ontology annotation, biological process: exocytosis; exocyst localization. Gene Ontology annotation, molecular function: SNARE binding.
CCGCGCCCCCAAGCCGCGGCGACGCCCGGCCAGCCCCACCACCCCGCCCGGGCUGGUGCCAAGCAGUGCCGCCCCCACUCCCCUCGGCGGGGCGCGCGCGACUCGGGACUCGGGGACACUCGGGCCCGGCCCCCGCCCGCGGGGUUUCCGCGCCUGCCGCGGGCGGGGCAGGAGGGCGGGCGGGGGCGGGGGCGGGGUCUGCGACUAUUUCAGGCGGCGCCGGGCUCUGCGGGGACAGCGGCGGCCCGGCCCGGACACAGCCCGAGUCGGGGUGAUGCUGAAGAUGAUGACCUUCUUCCAAGGCCUACCCGGCCAGCAGACUGUCCCAGGGGUUCCCGACUUCCCCACAAGCUCCCAGAAGUUGCCCCCCGCCUCAGAGGUGGAAUCAGAGGCCUCCAUGUCGGAGGCCUCUUCUGAGGACCUGGUGCCACCCCAGGAGGCCAAGGGAGCCCCGCACAGGGAUGAGGAAGAGGCUACCAAGAAGAAGAAGAAGAAGAGGCCAAAAGGACUGGCCAACGUGUUCAGCGUCUUCACCAAAGGAAGGAAGAAGAAGGGUCAGCCCAGCUCGGCACAGCCAGAGGGCCAGCCCGAGUCCCAGCCUGAGCCGAGUGGCCCGCUGCCCACAGCGGAGGAGCUCAAGGCGGACCUGGAGCGCGGGCGGCUGGAGGCGGCGCGGCCGCUGCUGGUGCUGGAGCGCGAGCUGCAGGCGGCGGCGGCGGCGGGCGGCGAGAGCGCGGAGGAGCUGGUGCGGCGCCAGAGCAAGGUGGAGGCGCUGUACGCGCUGCUGCGCCACCAGGUGCUCGGCCUGCUGCUGCGGCCGCUGGACGUGGCGCCCGAGCGGCUGCGCCAGGCGCUGGUGGCCGCGCGGCCCCGGCGCUGGCUGCAGCUGUGGCGGCGCGGCGUGGAGGAGGCGGCCGAGGAGCGCCUGGGCCGCCGGCCGGCCGCGGGCGCCGAGGGCCUCUCGGAGGCCGAGCGCACCUUUCUGCACAUGGGCCGCACCAUGAAGGAGGACCUGGAGGCCGUGGUGGAGCGACUGAAGCCGCUGUUCCCCGCCGAGCUGGACGUGGUGGCCGCCUACGCCGAGAGCUACCACCGGCACUUCGCGGCCCAGCUGGCGGCCAUGGCGCAGUUCGAGCUGUGCGAGCGCGACACCUACAUGCUGCUGGUCUGGGUGCAGAACCUCUACCCCAAUGACAUCAUCAACAGUCCGAAGCUGGCCGGGGAGCUGCAGAGACUCAGGCUUGGGAGCCUCCUGCCCCCCAGGCAGAUCCGGCUGCUGGAGACCACGUUCCUGUCCAAUGAGAUGACCAGUGUGAAGGAGUUGAUGGCCCGUGCCCUGGAGCUAGAGUGCCAGCGCUGGGCCCGGGAUGUGGCUCCCCAGAGGCUGGACAGCCACUGCCACAGCGAGCUGGCCAUUGACAUCAUCCAGAUCAUCUCCCAGGGCCAGGCCAAGGCCGAGAGCAUCACCCUUGACCUGGGCACGCAGAUAAAGCAGAUGCUGCUCCUGGAGCUGGCCACAUUCCUGAGGAGCUACCAGCGAGCCUUUGAUGAAUUUCUGGAGAGAGGCAAGCAGCUGAGAAAUUACAGGGCCAACGUCAUUGCCAAUAUCAACAACUGCCUGUCCUUCCGGACAGCCAUGCAGCAGAAAUGGCAGACACAAGACCUCCCCGGCCACCUGCUGGGCCCCCUGAGUGAGCUCAAGAGUCAUGGCUUUGACACCCUGCUCCAGAGCCUGUUCGGGGACCUGAAGCCGCUGUUUAAGAGGUUUACACAGACCCGCUGGGCCGCCCCCGCACAGACCCUGGAGGAAAUCAUCUCCACCGUGGGCGAGAGGCUGCCUGAGUUUUCGGAACUGCAUGACUGUUUCCGGGAGGAGCUCAUGGAGGUUGUACACCUGCACCUGGUGAAGGAGUACAUCGUCCGCCUCAGCAAGCGGAGCCUGGUCCUCAAGUCCGCGGAGCAGCAGCAGCAACUGGCGGGUCACAUCCUGGCCAAUGCCGAGCUCAUCCAGCGUUUCUGCACUCAGAACGGCUCCCCAGCGACCUGGCUGCAUCACGCCCUCCCCAAGCUUGCCGAGAUCAUUCGCCUGCAAGACCCCAGUGCCAUCAAGAUUGAGGUGGCCACUUAUGCGACCUGGUACCCUGACUUCAGCAAAGGCCACUUGAGUGCCAUCUUGGCCAUCAAGGGAAACCUAUCGAGCAGUGAGGUCAAGAGCAUCCGAAGCAUCCUGGACGUCAGCACGGGGACACAUGAGCCCUUCAAGUCCCUAUUUUCGCUUAUAAAAGUUGGUUAGCUUUUCCUGCCACCUGA